Molecule: messenger RNA, 1719 nt
Organism: Colletotrichum chrysophilum
Lineage: Eukaryota; Fungi; Ascomycota; Sordariomycetes; Glomerellales; Glomerellaceae
Exons: 3
Coding region: 1-1719 (572 amino acids)
Biological process (GO): carbohydrate transport; transmembrane transport
Cellular component (GO): membrane
Molecular function (GO): carbohydrate:proton symporter activity
Source: RefSeq, a predicted model, not a curated record
AUGGCAGGUGAAUUUGUCACUGCUGAGGGCGGCACGACCCCGGACGUCGUGAUGCCCAAAAAGUCUGUUUGGCGGGUGCUUCGCGAAAACCCAUACGUUUUUGGACUUUCAGCAUUCGCGUCCCUUGGUGGGCUUCUCUUUGGCUAUGAUCAAGGCGUCGUGUCAGGCGUGAUGACUAUGGAGUCGUUCGCGGCCACAUUUCCCCGCAUUGCCAUCGACAGCACAUUCAAGGGCUGGUUCGUCUCGACCUUGCUGCUUUUUGCCUGGUUCGGCUCUCUCAUCAACGGUCCCUUGGCCGACUGGCUUGGCAGGAAGGGCUCGAUGCAGCUCGCCGUGGUCAUCUUCAUCCUUGGCGCCGCCUUCCAGACAGCGGCAAGCGAUGUCCCGCUACUGUUUGCCGGUCGUGCCAUUGCGGGAUUUGCUGUCGGCAUGCUGACGAUGAUUGUCCCCAUGUACAUCUCCGAGCUGUCUGUGCCUGAUAUCCGUGGCACGCUCGUCGUCUUGCAGCAGCUCAGCAUUACCCUGGGCAUUCUUGUCAGCUACUGGCUAGAGUACGGUACCCAGUACAUCGGCGGAACCCGGUGUGCUCCCGAUAUCCCAUACACCGGCGGCACCUCAGAGCUGCCCACGUUCGAUCCCCGCUCUGAUGUCGGACCUGGCGGGUGCACUGGUCAGUCCUCUGCCUCAUGGAGAGUUCCGUUUGGGCUUCAGAUCUUUCCCGCACUGGUUCUGGGUCUCGGCAUGGUCUUCUUCCCAGAGUCCCCGCGGUUCUACCUCAUGCGUCACAAGGAAGACAAGGCCCUUGCAGCACUGGCCAAAGUACGCGGCUUGCAUCCCGAUACCGAGUCUCUUCGCGCCGAAUACCUUGGAAUUAAGGCCGAGGUCCUCUUUGAUGAGACACUGAAUCGUGAGAGGUACCCCGGCAAGAAGGGUCUCUCACUCUUCAUCGCACAACACCAAGCUCUUGUAUCGUCAUGGCCAGCAUUUAGGCGUCUAGGGUUAGGGUCUGGGACGAUGUUCUUCCAACAAUUCAUUGGUUGCAAUGCCGUGAUCUAUUACGCCCCUACGAUGUUUGCCCAGCUUGGCCUCUCUGGAAAGACAUCUGGGUUGUUGGCGACGGGGGUGUACGGCAUCGUGAACACGCUCUCAACUUUACCCGCCCUCUUCCUCAUCGACAAAGUGGGCCGCCGCCCUCUGCUCAUGUGUGGGGCCGCUGGUACCUUCAUUUCACUUGUCAUUGUGGGCGGAAUCAUUGGCGGGUUCGGCGAGUCCCUCCGCACGAACAAGUCAGCAGGCUGGGCUGGUAUUGCCUUCAUCUACAUCUACGACAUCAACUUCUCCUAUUCGUUUGCCCCUAUCGGCUGGGUUUUGCCCUCCGAAAUCUUCAACCUGGGCAACCGAUCGAAAGCCAUGGCCAUCACCACGAGCGCGACCUGGAUGUGCAACUUCAUCAUCGGACUUGUGACCCCGGACAUGCUCGAGAAGAUUGGGUACGGGACUUACUUUUUCUUCGCCGCUUUCGCUCUCAUCGCCUUCGUAAUGACAUACUUCUUCGUCCCCGAGACACGUGGAAAGAGCUUGGAAGAGAUGGACUUGGUGUUCGGCGACACGGCGGCACACGAGGAGAAGACCCGGCUGCUCGAAAUUGCGGCUUCCAUGGGACUGACAGACGUGUUGUCGGAUGAGAAGCUUGGCACCGACGUCAAGCACGAAGGUUGA